This is a messenger RNA of Saitoella complicata NRRL Y-17804, 288 nucleotides long. RefSeq names its product bola domain protein. Gene Ontology annotation, cellular component: cytosol; nucleus. The record is from RefSeq and is a predicted model, not a curated record. Lineage: Eukaryota; Fungi; Ascomycota; Saitoellomycetes; Saitoellales; Saitoellaceae. Gene Ontology annotation, molecular function: 2 iron, 2 sulfur cluster binding. Gene Ontology annotation, biological process: intracellular iron ion homeostasis. The transcript is spliced from 3 exons. Bases 18 to 284 code for a protein of 88 amino acids.
AACGACGACAACGAAAAAUGGCAGACAGUGGAGUUACAAAGGAGCACUUGGAUCAGGCAAUCAGAGAGCGAUUAUCCGCUACUUUUGUCAAAAUUGAGGAUAUCUCUGGAGGAUGUGGUCAGGCAUUUGAGGUCACUAUCGUUUCGCCAGAGUUUGCGGGGAAGAACACUUUGGCCAGACAUAGACUGGUCAACAAGGCACUGAAGGAGGAGAUCGCGAAGGUGCACGCUUUCACACAAAAAAGCUACACUCCCGAAGAAUGGGACAAGAUGCAGUUGGCGUGAAGAU